CAGAGCCCCGAGCCCCGACGCCCGGCCCGUCGCCUCGCUCUCGCUGGCAGGACUGGAGGGGGCAACCCCGGGGUCCCGGCGGCCAGGGCCGACACCCCUGGGAACGGAGUCGGUGUGACCUUGAGGAGCAGCAGAAAUGGGGAAGACGCUGGAUCUUUCCAAGCUCACGGAUGAAGAGGCCAAGCACGUCUGGGAGGUGGUUCAACGGGACUUCGACCUUCGAAGGAAAGAAGAGGAAAGACUAGAGGGGUUGAAGGGCAAGAUUAAGAAGGAAAACUCCAAGAGGGAGCUGCUUUCAGACACUGCCCACCUGAAUAACACCCACUGCGCCCACUGCCUGCAGCCCUACCGGCUCCUUGAGACCCCCAAGAGGCAAUGCCUGGAGUGCCACCUCUUCACUUGCAGAGGCUGCAGCCACCCCCACCCAGAGGAGCAAGGCUGGCUCUGUGACCCCUGCCACCUGGCCAGGGUCGUGAAGAUGGGCUCACUGGAGUGGUACUACGGGCACGUGAGAGCCCGCUUCAAGCGCUUCGGGAGUGCCCAGGUGGUCCGGUCCCUCUGUGGGCGGCUGCAGAGAGCAGGUGGGCCCGAGCAGAUGCCCGGAGACCCAAGUGGAGAGGACGAGCAGGCUGAAGAGGAUGCAGAAUGGGGCCCGGCGGCCCAGCCCCAGCCCCUCGGCAGCCAGAAAAAGCGCCUCCUCCCCAUCCACGGCUGGGACUUUGAGGCCGACUCCGACGACUCCGAUCCGUCCUGUGGUCACCCGCCAAGCCUGUCCUCGGUCUCAGGGGCCACAGACAGCCUGCAGGCCCUCACAGAUGACCCCUGUGCAGAAGAGACCACCCCCCAGGAGGCUGGGAUCCUGGACCAGGCUGAUGCCAGGGCCCCUGGGUGCCACCCCCGUCCAGAAGAGCAGAGGGUCGGCCUCUCGCCUGCUGGACUAGACGAGCUCUCGGAGCCCUGCCUGCCGGGAGAGUCCUGCACUGCAGGCCCCGGGGUCGCUGCCACUCCCGGGACAAACAUCCUCAGGAAUGAGCAGCUGCCCUCCCAGUAUCUGGCCGACGUGGACACCUCGGACGAAGAAAGCAUCUGGACUCAGAGAGUGGCCUCUCACCAUCCCAGACAGAAAGGCUGGACCGCCUCUGAGAGCCAGCAUCCAGGUGGCGACGAGCCCACAGAUGCCGACGCGGAAGAGGCGGCCCUCAAGAGAAAGCUGGAGGAGUUGACCAGCCACAUCAGUGACCAAGGGGUCUCAUCCGCGGAGGAGGAAGAGGGCACGGAUGCAGGGUCUGAGAUGGGCAGAAGCAAGACCGUCGAGGACCACCCUGGGGCCACCUGGGAGGUGCGCACGGCAGCAGGCCAAACACCCAGCUGCGGGAAGGACCCGCUGAGUCCUGGGGACCCCAAGCAGCCCAGCAGGACCACGGAGACAGAGCUGGCGGAGUUGGAGGGCCAAGUGGCCGCCACAACUUGCGAGGUGCGGCGGACAGAGAGCCAGGUUUCAAAUAUCAAGUCCAGGAUUGCAGCCUUGCAGGCGGCGGGGCUCACGGUGCGGCCCUCGGGAAAGCCCCAGAGGAAGUCUAACCUCCCGAUCUUUCUUCCCCGGCUUGUCAGGAAAUCUGGCCAGAGUCUGAAGGAUCCAAACGCAGACCCUUCGGAUGAGGCCGAGGUGGAGGCUGUGCCCUGUCUUGUGAGGAGGAAGCUCAGCAAUUACCCCAAAAGCCAAGACAUAGAUGAUGACUCCUUCAGUCGGAAGUCCAUGUACCGUGGAUCCCUGACCCAAAGAAACCCCAACGGCAGGAAGAGAGCCGCCAACCACAGCUUUGCGAAACCUGUGAUGACCCACCAGCCCUAAGAGGAGAGGUUCACCUGAACAGGACAUCCACCCUCCUCCCCUCCACCUCGGUCACCGCGUCCCGCCUCCUGCCCCGCGCUUUCCACUGCACACAGCCCAGUGGAGGAAGAAGAGCUGCUGAAUCUGUGAUGCCCAAGAGCCUUGCCCACUAAGAUUUUCUUCCGACCAGACUGUCUCUGCACCACGAGCUCUGGUCCCAUCCCCACUGACCCCGCAGUGUCUCAGUCCCCACAGGGGCCACGUUGCCCACAAGCUGGCCCAUGGCCGCUCCAGGGGGACUUUCAGAAUUGCCAUCCGCGUUGAUCCAGAUGACUUGGGCUUUGGCAGUGUGCUGGGGUUUGUAGAAAUGAUGGGGCUGAUCCUCCUUCUCCGAAUGAAAGCUGCUUCAAAUAGGCAGCUCCUAAAUUCAGUGCUGGAAAUGAUUAAAGAUGCCUGUACGUGGAA
This is a messenger RNA of Budorcas taxicolor (takin), 2296 nucleotides long. It is a transcript of the gene MLPH, whose product is annotated as melanophilin. Gene Ontology annotation, molecular function: small GTPase binding; actin binding; myosin binding. The transcript is spliced from 15 exons. NCBI's taxonomy places the organism in Eukaryota, Metazoa, Chordata, Mammalia, Artiodactyla, Bovidae. Bases 137 to 1852 code for a protein of 571 amino acids. Gene Ontology annotation, cellular component: cortical actin cytoskeleton. Gene Ontology annotation, biological process: intracellular protein transport. The record is from RefSeq and is a predicted model, not a curated record.